Molecule: messenger RNA, 2823 nt
Organism: Cylindrotheca closterium
Lineage: Eukaryota; Bacillariophyta; Bacillariophyceae; Bacillariales; Bacillariaceae
Source: the annotation of a GenBank genome assembly
AUGAAGCGACUAAGGAUGCAAUCUCAGCAUACGGAUACGCUACUAUGCCUCCCUGUUAUCCUUUGCCUGCUACUGUCAUCAGGAAUUACUGAUAAUCACAAUCAUCAUGUGGAUGCCUUUAACGUGGCACCAACCACCAAAAGAAUGUCAAACAAACAAAAGACAUUCCGACCAAUGGUGAGUCGAAGUCUCGAUGACCUUAAUACGGAAGUCGAUUUUGAAGAUUUCGAGAAACAAGAUGACAUGCCAUUUGACUUUCAACAAGACCAUGAUAUUACGGUUAUUGAGAAAGCGACCUCUCCCGAUAACAAACCUGCAAUCUGGUUGGAUGCGGAGGGGAAGCUUUCCGUGGUCAAUGGAGAGAAUGGAAAGGACAACCUCCUUCUAUUGGAUGGCUUGAAGCCAGACACAUGGACCAGCGUCAUGAGCGAGAAGGCGCAACUGCAGGAGGAUCGCUCCUCUCUCUUUUUGCAAGUGCAACAUACCGACCUUCAGCCGCUGCACGAACUAACGCUCGGAAAUCUAGUGUCCUGUAAUCGUAUGUUGACGUGCUCGCGAUUGACACGCUACUGGAUGGGACCUGCUUUUGGAAAUCACGCCAAGGAUGUUCCAGUGGAAACUCAAUUCAUGUUGGUGGAAAUGGAAGAACAUGGACCAUAUGCUCUCCUUUUGCCACUGGUCGACGGUGGUUUCCGAGCUGCUUUGGAACCUUCCACCCACAACAAAGACGAACUCAACAUUAUGUGCUACUCGGAAAGUGGCGAAGCACCCGCAUCAUCUUCGGCGAUGAAGGCUCUCUACGUCGCUGUUGGCAAUGAUCCAUUCGAGCUCGUCCAAAGAGGAAUGCAAGAAGUAUCCGAUACCCUCGGAACCUUCCGGACUUUGCAUCAAAAGGAAAUCCCAGAAUCCGUCAAUGACUUUGGAUGGUGCACAUGGGACGCCUUCUACUCCAAGGUGAAUCCCGAAGGCAUCUUGGAAGGUGUCUCGGAUCUGAAAAAGGCCGGUGUUCCACCAAGGAAUGUCAUUCUGGAUGACGGCUGGCAAGAAGUCUCACCCCAUCCAGCCGACUGGGACAAAACUGACAAAGCAGCAGCAGCAACCACGAAACAACCCAACCUAUUUUCAGAAGUGGGAAACGCUGCCUUUUCGCAGAUUUCCCAUCUCGUCGGCGCCUACUAUGACAAAUGUGUGCAACAUGCUCCUCAUGGUGGCAUCUCCAAUCGGGUAUGGACCAUACUGGCCAAGACUAUACUGAAGAAGGGUCUUUGGAACUUUUUCGAUUCCGAGACCGAUUUCAAUAGACAGUUGGAUAGCUUUGAACCAAACUUCAAGUUCCAAAAUGAUAAGGGCAAGACUGGAAGUCUUUCGUUGAAAGAUCUUGUUCACGAAUUGAAAACUGACUUGGGCCUCAAAAAAGUCUACUGCUGGCAUGCGCUGCACGGAUAUUGGAGAGGAGUGACAACCACCUUGGGCGACUCGGUUGGUAUCGAUGUCGUUCAAGUCAAGACAAAACCGACCAAACACUUGAAGCGCAUGGAACCACAAAUGGGAUUCGAUACCAUCUCUCUGUUCGGCGUUGGCAUGAUGACUCACGAAAAGGAUCUGGCCAAGUUUUACAAACAUUUGCACGCACCUCUGGUAGAAGCUGGAAUUGAUGGUGUCAAGGUUGACGUUCAGUCUGGUGUAUCUGCUGCCGGAAGUGGUAUCGGUCAAGUUGGUGUUCAAGUUGGAAAGAUCUACACCGAAGCCAUGGAACAUUCUGUCUCCAAGAACUUUGCGUCUGAUGCGAACGGUGCCGUGGAUUGUAUCAAUUGCAUGUGCCACUCGACCGAGAACUUGUACCGAUACAAGGUCACAGCGGUUGCACGUGCCUCGGAUGACUUCUAUCCGCUUAGACCCGAGUCUCACUCUGUCCAUUUGGUGAACGUUGCGUACAACUCCCUCUUUUUGGGAGAAAUCUGCCUACCUGAUUGGGAUAUGUUUCAUUCCAAGCACGAGUCUGCUGCACUUCAUGCCGCUGCUCGAGCAGUUGGCGGUUGCCCUGUUUACGUCUCAGACAUGCCAGGCCAACAUGAUGUGCAUCUCCUCCGAAAACUUGUACUUCCAGAUGGCAGUGUACUCCGAGCCCAACUGCCCGGUCGCCCAACCAGAGACUCUUUGUUUGCCGACGUCGGAAAAGAUGGAAAGAGUGCACUGAAGAUUUGGAAUGCAAACAAGUCGGGAAGUGGGAUCAUUGGAGCUUUCAAUGCACAGGGAGUUGCAUGGAACUUCCAAAGAAACGAGAAUGAAGAAGUUGAUGCUUCUCCAGCUCCUGUGGUAACACAAGUGCGACCACAUGACGUCGAGACACUUCGAACCUCGGAGGGACCUUUUGCGGUCUGGAAUCAUCGAUCCGCAAGUCUGGAGGUAUUGGAUAGUGGCGAUUCACCCAUCGAAGUUACUCUUGAGUCCCGUCAGUGGGACAUCUUUACAAUCGUCCCCGUUCAAAGCACUUGCAGGGUGAACUGGGCCCCAAUUGGAUUGGGAGACAUGCUAAACUCGGGCGGAGCCAUCUUGUAUCAAAGUGGACUAGAAGAAAUGACCACCAUCGCUGGGGAGGAGGCAGUCAGAAAAACAACAACGACCAGUUUCUCGGCUCGUGGGCCUGGGAAGAUGGUAGCUUACUGUGAUCCGUGCCCAUCGAACAUCAUCCUUGGCACCGACUCAGUGCCUUCAGAGCUACCAUUCAACUACAACAAAGAAACCAAGCUACUCGAAUUCGAUUUACCAGAUGAAGCUGUCAACAUGCCAGAACAUCAGGUAACCAUUGCAUGGGACACAUAG